This is a messenger RNA of Lathyrus sativus (Indian pea), 1239 nucleotides long. The record is from the annotation of a GenBank genome assembly. NCBI's taxonomy places the organism in Eukaryota, Viridiplantae, Streptophyta, Magnoliopsida, Fabales, Fabaceae.
AUGAAUGGACUUUUAAUGGAUGGGUUUGGGUUUCACAUGAGGUGUUGUGCUCAUAUACUGAAUUUGGUUGUUAGAGAUGGAUUAAAAGUAGCCAGCACCUCAAUUUCAAGUGUUAGAAAUGCUAUUAGGUUUGUGAGAUCUUCACUCCAUAGAGCUUUAAAGUUCAAGGAGUGUGUGGAAUAUGUCGGGAUUACAUGUAAGAAGUCAGUAUGUCUUGAUGUUUCGACUAGAUGGAACUCGACAUAUUUGAUGUUAGAUGCGGCUGAGAAAUUUCAAACUGCUUUUGAUAAACUAGAAGAUGGGGAUGAAGACUAUAGGGAUUUAUUUGACGGUGAUUCCCCACCUAGUAGUCAAGAUUGGGAUAAUGUUAGAGUUUUUAUUAAGUUUUUGAAGAAAUAUUAUGAAGCGACAAAGGUUUUUUCUGUUUCAACAAAAGCAAGUUUGCAUACUGCUUUUCCAUUCUUGACUGAAAUCUACAUUGAACUUAAGAAAUUAAACAUGGACCUUAAUGGAUUGUUUGCAAAUGUAGCACGGGACAUGUUGGAAAAGUUUUGUAAGUACUGGGUUGAUAUCACUAAGAUGAACCAGCUCCUUUAUUUUGUUAUUAUUUUUGAUUCCCGGUAUAAGUUAAGAUAUGUGGAAUGGUGCUUUGAUGAUAUGUAUGGAAAAGAUUCAGACACUAAGAAAUCCGUAUUAAAAGAUAUCAAUGACAAUCUUUCAAAGAUGUUUGAUCUUUACAAACAAGCCCAUGACAUUGCUGGAGGCUCAGUCACAUCUGUUGCAGCUGCUGUUUCUCAUGGUGAAACGGCUGCCAGUGAUGAAUUACCCACAUAUAUAGCUAGAGAAAAUGCUUUUCAGGAACAUUUGAUGUCUAUUGAUUCAGUGGAAGAAGAAACCGAGCUUCAAAGUUAUAUUGCUGGAAAAUGUUUAACUUUCAAUGAAAAAGAUAAAGAAAAGUUCGACAUUCUUUGUUGGUGGAAACAUAAUGCGGGUCAAUACCCGGUUCUGUCCCAAAUAGUUAGAGAUAUCAUGCCUACACCAGUUUCAACUGUGGCUUCUGAGAGUGCAUUUAGCACGAGUGAGAGGGUUUUAGAGGUAUACAGAAGCUCUCUCAAAUCAGAAAUGGCCGAAGCUUUAAUUUGUACUCAGAACUGGUUGAGACCUACCUUUUACCAAUUCAAAGGCAUGGAAUUUAACGAGGAUUAUGAGAUAUCCGUGAAGAUAUUAGUUACAAGCUAA